Meloidogyne enterolobii is the source of this 357-nucleotide messenger RNA. The record is from the annotation of a GenBank genome assembly. NCBI's taxonomy places the organism in Eukaryota, Metazoa, Nematoda, Chromadorea, Rhabditida, Meloidogynidae.
AUGAAAAUUAAUAUUCGUCGUUAUUUAUUUAUGCUGUCCUUUGCCUUAUUUGUGUCGCUAUUAUAUCUUUUAAAUGCGAUUUUGUUCAUCAGUCCAUAUUCUUUUGGAGGGAUUAAAUAUUUUGAUAAUUUUAACAAAACUUGGCCGUUUAUUGAGUAUGGUGAAGUGGAAAAAAUGAGCGUCUUGGCACUUUAUCCUAUGGCUAUAACACAAACCCUUCCUUAUAUAAUAAUUAUUAUUUGUGGAUUCAAAAUGGUUAGAUAUGUCAAUUUAAACACUAAUUUUGAUGGAGAGCUAAAAAGACUGAAUAAACUUUUAACAAAAGUUUUGAUUCUUUUGGUAAAUUUUUUUGAUUGA